AUGCCAUUCAAGUUUGAAAUAAAAUCUUGUUGAGGAUUAUGUUGAUGCUUUCUCAGAACAUCCCGUUGCCGAUGCUGGAGGCAUGCAUACCUUUCUUUUAAAGGUAUGAAGGUGGGGAUGGAGAUAAAUUCUCAUUUUUCCUCUUUAGUUAGCCUCUAUUUCAGUACUCAAUACCCUUAAUUAUAUCUGUGUAUCUCUCUGUGUUCGAUGCUAGAAACUCCAGUAAUUUUGUAGGUUUUAUUAAUAAAAGAUACCAUCUCGUACGAUUUACCCAAAAAAUCUGGAUAAAUCUGUACUUCAAUUCAACCUUGUUCUUAAGUUGCAAGCACCAAAAGGAGAAUAAUAGUUAACCCAAGGGAUUGCAGCAGCUGCAUCAGAAAUGAAGAUCUUCUCCUGUGAUACGCAAACAAUUUGCUUUAGUUUUACAAUUUCAUUAGUAGGUACCAGCUUGAUCAAGAUCUUCCCUCGUUGUUGCUAUGAGUUUCUAUUCACAACAAGAAAGCUGUCCUCUGAAACCAGUUGCUAUGGGUUUUGUUAUAUACGCUUGAUGAGCUUCAAGGAUCUGGAGAUGGGUUUUAUGUCGUGGUUGGAGGGUUGACCCCAACUCCUCUUGGAGAAGGCAAGUCUACUCCUACUGUUGGGCUGUGUCAAGCUUUGGGUGAACUUCUGGAUAAAAAGGUUGUUACCUGCCCUCGCCAACCAUCGCAAGGACCAACCUUUGGAAUUAAAGGGGGUGCAGCUGGUGGUGGUUACAGUCAGGUGAUCCCAAUGGAUGAGUUCAGCCUUUAUCUUACAGGUGAUAUCCAUGCAAAUAACUGCUGCAAGUAAUCUUCUAGCUGCUGCCAUUGAUACUCAAUUUUCCAUGAGUCCAGUCAGUCAGAUAAGGCUCUGUUUAAUCGGUUGGGCCCACCAAAUAAAGAAGGAAAGCGAAGCUUUAGUGAUAUCAUGUUCAGACGUUUGAAGAAGCUUGGUAUUUCCAAAACCAAGCCUGAUCGAGGAACUUACACGUGAAGAAGUUAAAAGAUUUGCUAGGCUUGACAUUGACCCAAAUUCUAUCACAUGGAGAAGAGUGAUUGACGUGAAUGAUCGAUUUUUGAGGGAGAUUACCAUUGGCCAGGGGCCAGAAGAAAAAGGGAUGGUUAGGGAAACGGGAUUUGAUAUUUCUGUUGCCAGUGAGAUAAUGGCAGUUUUAGCCCUGACAUCACCUCUAUCUGAUAUGAGAGAGAGGCUUGGGAAAAUGGUGAUUGGAAAUAGCAAGGCUGGUGAACCUAUAACUGCUAAUGAUCUUGGUGUUGGAGGUGCUCUAACAGUGCUUAUGAAAGAUGCUAUUAACCCUACCUUGAUGCAGACCCUUGAAGGGACCCUGUUCUUGUUCAUGCGGGUCCUUUUGCAAAUAUUGCCCAUGGUAAUUCUUCUAUCGUGGCUGAUAAGCUGCAUUGAAAUUGGUUGGACCAGGUGGGUUUGUGGUCACUCAAUCAGGUUUUGGUGCUGAUAUUGGAACUGACAAGUUCAUGAAUAUCAAGUGUCGAUAUAGUGGUCUAACACCUCAACGUGCUGUUAUUGUGGCAACAAUAAGGGCCUUGAAGUUGCAUGGUGGUGGGCCAAGGUUGUUGCUGGAAAGCCCCUUGACCAUGCUUACUUGAAUGAGAAUGUAUCAUUGGUUGAAGCUGGUUGUGUGAAUCUGGCCAGGCACAUUGCUAACACAAAGGCUUAUGGAGUAAAUGUUGUUGUUGCUCUGAACAUGUUCUCCACUGAUACACGGGCAGAACUGGUUGCUGUUAGAAAUGUGGCAUUGGCUGCUGGAGCAUUUAAUACUGUAGUCUGUGCUCACCAUGCUCAUGGUGGAAAGGGAGUGGUUAGUCUUUUCUUCCACACUCAAUAUGUUUAUUCUUUUUAGUUCUCUUGAAACCAAGUUACUUGAAGCAAAAUAGCACUGUUGCAAUCAGAACUGUGUGUGUGUGUGUGUGUUUAUUUUCUUUUUCUUUUUCUAAUGAAAAAAUAGAGAAUUUAAUGUUUCCAGUCCAUAUGUGGCAUCAGUUCUGGGAACUUAUUUUAUCUCAAUCUUCUGCUUGCCUGACCAUAACAUUUGAUUUGAGAAGCCCCUUUCCUUUUCAAAGAGUAACUGAUGUUCCCUUUUCCCCUUUUCAAAGCCAUAGUUUUCUAAUGGUACUAUCUGUAGCUGAACAAUCAACUGAGAUCUGUGCCCUAGUUUUCCUUGAACCCUGUAUUUCUUCUUUAAAUCCUCCUUGCACUUUAUUAUUUUUCUAAUUAAUGCUUCUUUGAAAAUAACUAUGCUAUAAAAUUUUAUAUCUUCUGCUGCUUGAGUUAUAUAUUGUAAAAUAAGCUGUACAUUGUCUAGAACAUGAAUCAGUCCUGUCUAGUUUAUUCAAGUUGUUGAACUUGAAAGAUCCAUGCCUUUCUAGUGGCAGACUGGUUGUAGUCUUAUUUGAGUUCAGGUUGUUCUGCACUUUUAUG
Molecule: messenger RNA, 2475 nt
Organism: Rubroshorea leprosula
Lineage: Eukaryota; Viridiplantae; Streptophyta; Magnoliopsida; Malvales; Dipterocarpaceae
Source: the annotation of a GenBank genome assembly